AUGAGUACUUCCACUUCUACGUUUCAACUGAGUUCCAUGACGACGUUCCAUGAUAAUUCGUCAAAAGACGGCGAUGGAAGUCAAAUUCCGAUUCAAGAUGGUCGGUUUAUUACUGCAAUUCGUUCAGAAACCAGUGGAAUGAUUUACGUGUGUUUUAGCAGUAGAAUUUACUGCUAUGGACAAAACAUGAUGAAGCUUGAAAAAUGUGAACAAUGCAAUUUGGAUAAAGCAUUCGAUGUCAUAAAUUUCCAAAUAAAUAGUAUAGAGUUUCUGAUUGCCUUGUGCUCGACGAACGAGAUGAUAUUGAUAAAUGCGAGCUCAUUCGAGUUCGUUUCGAGAACAUGCAUAAGUGAUUACAUUCUUUUAAAUCGUUGUGGGCUUGCUACGGUUGAUUCAGCAAAUCGAACGCUCCUCAUCCCUACGCGAGGAAAUUCUAUUUUGAACUAUGAUUUGAGAAAUUUGGCGAAACGAAGAUGGAGACUAAAAUCAACAGAAGCUAUAUCUAGUGCUGAUGAAAUACUUCUGAUCUGCCGAUUGAAAUCAAAACCCAAAACAUGGAUCAAAGUGACGUAUAGCGCCAGAAGUCAUAGCAUUUAUGUGUCUUGUGAUUUAAGCACCCUUACAAAUUGUUCAUUCUUUCUCCCAUAUUUUGCCGCUCUUGAUCUCGAUGAUCGCGUUUUGGCUGUUGGAGCGUUCGAAGAUAAAACAGGCUUGGUCAUAGUAACAAGGGACCGUACCAUCAUCAUAUCAGAUCAAGUCCUGGAUCUUCCGAAUGAGAACCUAUCAAAGUUUCUUGAUAUGAAUUUUAUUACAAAACUUGUUUACUGCUCGGGCUUGCUAGACUACGACACUACAAUUAUCACCCUCAUGAGUGAUUCAGGCCACAUUCUUCGAACCAACCUUGUGCUCAAGAAAAGUGAUCCGCGCGUUGUUUGGACGCAAGCGCACAACGCUAUCCUUUCGAAAACUCCUAUUAACACCUUAAACGCAGUGUUAAAGAUAUCCAAGGAUACAUUUUUAUUAUUCGCGAGUUCGGAAGGUCUCUUGGUCUUUCGCUAUGCAACAGAUGAACUUCUUUUGAUUAUGAGAUGUGAGAUGAAGUCAUAUUUGGAUUUGCAAAAUAUUAGUUCUCUGAACAAUUUUGGAAGCUGCUUCGCGGCCUGCGGCGGAUACGGAAGGGGACUAGGAUUCAUAGAAUUAAUAAGUGAGGGGCUGGAUCAGAACUCAAUUGAACUUAUCAAGGCUUGGGAUACUGGAGUGAAAGAUAUACAAACGAUGACAGCAUAUGGACGCCAUCUAUAUCUUUUCAGCGACGCUUUCUACUCUUGGUCAUUGGAUAACGGGAAAACCUUAGAACUUCCUAUCAAAGAAUUAAAUCGUUAUCCACUUCUUUACGAACGCAUUAAAGGUACGAGAUUUGUCUAUAUUUCUGCCUUAACCAACCAACCCCGUUCUUAUGUUGGCCUGCGUGAAAAUGGCGAAAUAACUCUGAUAGCAGAUGAUGGGAAGAGAGAAGCUUUGAUUUCCAUUUAUGAUUCCAAUAACGUAAAGAAUAGCGUUGUUGCUGCUGCGUAUAUCAGCAACAAGCAGGGAAUCCUAGUUAUUUUAGUGCAAAGGCAGCAGCUUCACGUAUUUCAAGGCGGGAAAUGGUUGUCACCAUUUCGAAUUGACACCCAAAACCCAUUUGACGUGGUUGUACUUCCCAUAAGUGAAUCUGAAUGGCUAGUGGCUGUGUCCUCUUAUGACGGCGAGUUUGAAUUCGGGCUUUUUUCAGAUACCAGAACCGAACUCACUAUCAAAGUUAAGAAAGGUAAAGCGGUCGAGCCCAUCAAAAUUUGCCAGCCCAUAUCCAAUCCCUAUAACUGCAAGUUAUGGCUGGCUUAUGAUAGCAAACGGGUCUACCUUUUCGAUGUCCACGAGUUCAGAGCCAUAAAUCUUGAGUUCGGGAUCCAAGAACUUUCACAAAUUGAUGACACACAUUUCGCUGCUUUGGCAACAACAGGCCAAAUCAUUGUCUUUCGCUUGAAGCUGAGCUCACUGGAUCAUAUCCCACAGGAGAGCUACUGGAUUAAACAAUAUCGAGAAAAAGAGACUGUAUUCCAUCACCUAACGCCGCUCUCGAACCCUCAAUACGUUGUAGCGAUCUGUCGCGACAGCUUGUUCCAAUCGCAAGCAAUCAUUUUCGAUUUAAAAUCUAUGAUGGUCAAAUCCAGGUUCAAGUUUAGAGGAUCAGGAACUGUCAAAACCGUGGGAAGGCUACAUGAUCCUUUUGACGACAAACUGUUGGUCAUAUUCGCAGGCCAAGAGUCGAAAGACGACCACGUUUUUAUAGUCACUAUUGAAGAAAUGGUUUUGAAAUAUUGUUGCAAGGCGAAAGGCUCCGGAGGUUUUGAUAGCUUUUGCCAAAUGGGUAACGAGAUUUAUAUUUUUGGCAAUGCGGUCUCUCAUUUUCGUCUCUCUAAGGGAAGAAGCGGUAAAUUUCGUAUCCAGCAAAUCGAUGGUGACACUGGUCAAGCCGUACAACCGCUGAAACCUUCGACGAGUUUACUUUUCUCGGGACUUUUGCAUAGUUUUGGUCCUCAAGUCUUACAAAGUUGUGCUUCUGAUGGGAUAAUCUCGCCAGAGCUUUUGCUACAAUUUUGUGCAAACGAAAUUGAACAGGAUCUACCUUUCCCUAUCAUAUCCAGUGACAUUUACCAAAAUGUGUACUUUGCUGAUCACAACAGGUCUGGUUUACAAGUAUCUGCAAGAAAAAUGGCAGAUGAACUCCUGCAAGCCGCUGAGCGCGGAUGUAUCUUGGCUAUUGCAAAUGCCCAUCAAGUUCAGGUCUGGGAAUGCAGCUGGGGGCCAUUAGGUUCAGCCCAUUUGCCACAGACAGGCUCAUGCCGAUGUUCAAUUUAUAUGCCCGGAUUUGUACGAAUUAACCGUGUGCGCAAAAUUGGAGACAAGACCUCGCACAGCUUCAUUCUGUGCACAACGAAUGGACUUUAUCAAUUACGAACGAUAACUCCUGAAACGGGAGAGAUGAUGUAA
Lachancea mirantina is the source of this 3033-nucleotide messenger RNA. Lineage: Eukaryota; Fungi; Ascomycota; Saccharomycetes; Saccharomycetales; Saccharomycetaceae. The record is from the annotation of a GenBank genome assembly.